Centrocercus urophasianus (Greater sage-grouse) is the source of this 1013-nucleotide messenger RNA. RefSeq names its product proline rich 22 (gene PRR22). The record is from RefSeq and is a predicted model, not a curated record. Bases 1 to 1008 code for a protein of 335 amino acids. Lineage: Eukaryota; Metazoa; Chordata; Aves; Galliformes; Phasianidae. The transcript has 3 exons.
AUGGAGUUGGCUGCCGCCUUGCGCUCCUCUCGUGGCCCCCAGGGCCCCCCGGCUCCGCCGCUCAUCCUUCCUGAGCUCUUCAGCUUCGUAGGCUCAGCCAAACCCUGCCAGCCUCCUGCGAUGGAGCAGCCCCUCCUCGCACCUCCGGCUAUAGGGACGCUGGUGGCACCCGGCGCGCCCCGCGGUCCCCCGCCAGGGCUGUGGAUGGCUCCGUGCGGCUGCUACUUCGACCCCCGUGUCUUUCACUUUGAGUGGGCGACCACCACCGCGCCGCCACCGGCCAACCCCCUGGGCUCCGCUUCGUUGCCCAACGUUGCCCCCGGGGCUCCGCAGAGCUGGGUGACCCCCCCGGCCCCACCGCAGCCGUUUGUGCCCUACAAACAGCAGGGUGGCGCCGUGACCCCGCUGAUGCCGUCGGUCCCUGACUUCCAGCAGCUGGAGGGGCAGAUCCAGCAGCUGAGGAUCUCAGAGGCACCUCCGAGUGGCAGCCCUGCUGUGCCCUCUGAUGGCAUCGUCCCACUCGAUAGUGACACCCCAAUGGGCACCUCCACCACCCCCGACCCUCAAGAGAUGGGGGCCAACCUGGAGAGCUUAGACAUCGAGCUGCCUGAUGAGGUGCUGCUGGAGGAGGCUGUGAGGCUCUUCAACUGCUCCCCUGAGAUGGAGGUGGUCAACCAAGACAACCCCAGCAGCGUCCCUAUGCUCGAAGACCUCGGGGAUCUUGCUGACCUCGACGAUAUCAUCUCCAGUCACGACAUGAGAUCGCUCUCGCUGCCCGAAGAGAUGCUCUCCUCUGACUACAGCAUCCCUGAAGCCUCCAGCAUAAUGCUGAGCGUGGAGCAGCUCGACAGCGUCCAGAUGAGCACCCAGGAGAUGCAGCAGGAUCUGACACCACCAGCUCUGCUGCUGUCACCACCGCAGGGCGAUGAGUUGCAGCCCAAAGCCAAGCUGGAAAAGAGGGGGAAAAAGCGACGAAACAGCUUCUUGCUGAGAAAGGGCCGCAAAUAGAGAGC